ACAGAGGGACAGGAAGGCUCACUCGGGACGGGCAAGCUGGGGAGGUAGAUUGGCAAGCGGUAGACAGUGAUGACGGGCAUCCGGACGAAGGGACGCGUAAGCAUUUCUACGUUACGAACGAGUCUUGGCUUGUCAAUACCACUCGAUGUCCGUUCUUCGCACCCAAAGGAUGCCCUGAUCAACUCGUCUGCUCUGAAGAUCGCCGGCUUGGGCGCCAUGACUGCCGAGGCUAAGAAUGCUUCUGCUGCUGCCAAGGACGUGGCCGAAGCCGGAGUCAAAGCUGUUGUCCAUCAGGCCAAGUCGAAGAUCGCAGCUCCACCCGCCGUAGCGCACGUGGCUCCCGUUGCGCCUGGCGUUGCAGAACCAACCGAGCCCGUGGUCCCUGCCGUUACAAAGGUGAAGAUUGUUAAGACGCCGCCAGCCAUCACUGCCCGCCCCGUUCCGGCUCACCCAUGGGCGAUGACCGAAUCCCUGCCCGCUGGUUGGGAUGACUUCAUGAAGUACAAACACCCAAUCUUCGGAUACGGAUUCACCAGGAGCGCCAUCGAGCUGCGCAAGCAUCCCCCCUUGACCAACGCUGCUCUGGAUCCGGCAGUUGGAAUGAACCCGCAGGUGUUGAAAAGCAUCUCCGAGUACGUGACCAUCUACGACGUCGAGCGUUGCGUCCUGCGAGUCGUCUGCGAGGUGGCUGCCCUGCCUAGCCUGGCCGGGCCCCAGGGCAAGAAUGUGGCAGAAUUCAUGACAUCGCUGUCUAAGGACGACUCUGUCACCCCCUGGAUUCCGUACCGCGACGCUGCUGUCACCGGACAGGUGUCCGCUAACCGUAAAGAGUGCCAGGAGCGCUACCCGACGUGCUCCCAGUCCACCGAGGCACUCGUCGAAAUGGCACGAACAAGGAUCGCCCAGUCUUCCGAGUCUGUGACCGGGGCCGCAACGAGGGUGCAAACAGUCGACAACUAGUCGCUACAUAUUGAAAUAACAAGCCGCCGUCACGGGCGCUAAGCGUCUGCUGACUGCUGCCACCAGCAGUACAUCACCAGAUCCAUCCAUGUCCGCACCAAGUGCAUGCAAUAUUCGCUGUACAUAGCCAGUAGUGACGUAUAUACUGAAUUAAUGUAAUGUGUAAUUCAUCAUAUAACGUAUAAUGAUUUCAUGUGUAAGCCUUUGUGUCUGCUGAAAUAAACAAAGUACUAUGCGA
Dermacentor silvarum is the source of this 1198-nucleotide messenger RNA. RefSeq lists its product as uncharacterized. The coding region runs from base 70 to 960 and encodes 296 amino acids. The record is from RefSeq and is a predicted model, not a curated record. Lineage: Eukaryota; Metazoa; Arthropoda; Arachnida; Ixodida; Ixodidae. The transcript is spliced from 4 exons.